UUACGGUCACACUAAGUAGUAGUUGCAUAAACAUAGGAAAACAUUAACUAAAAUGUCGUUUAAUAUAAUGCAAAAAGUGACUCUUCAGUGCUUAAAGGCUGACCAACCAUUAUUGACAACAAUAAGAAACGCCAGCAAGAAAACCGGUGGCAGCACGCGCAAUAAGAAGGGUCAUCCGCGUCCAAAACAUCGUGGAUGGCGUGUGCUUGAUGGACACAAUGUUUCCGAGGGAACCAUUUUGGCGACACAGCUGACCACACGUUUUCACCCUGGCCUGAACGUGGGCUUCGGACGAAAUGGCACUCUGUUCGCAAUGGAGCAUGGCAAAGUGGUUAUCACUUGCGAGACAAUUGAUCCCAACUGGGAUCACUCCUGGGUGCAGCGUAACUAUGCUGGAAGGCAGGAUCAAACUAUUUAUAAGAAGUUCUUCAAUGUCAUACCGGAGAAGCAGCAUCAACGUUUCCGUCUCGUAGAGGAAGUCUAAUAUUUUAAUAAUAAA
Drosophila busckii is the source of this 499-nucleotide messenger RNA. It is a transcript of the gene mRpL27, whose product is annotated as 39S ribosomal protein L27, mitochondrial. Gene Ontology annotation, biological process: translation. Gene Ontology annotation, molecular function: structural constituent of ribosome. Gene Ontology annotation, cellular component: mitochondrial large ribosomal subunit; ribosome. Lineage: Eukaryota; Metazoa; Arthropoda; Insecta; Diptera; Drosophilidae. The record is from RefSeq and is a predicted model, not a curated record. Bases 53 to 484 code for a protein of 143 amino acids. The transcript is spliced from 3 exons.